AUAUGUUCAAUUGUUUUUAAUGGUUGAGCUUCCAGACAAAUUAACAGAUUUUAAUUGAAACCAGACAAGCCUAAAUCAUUAUAUAGAUGAUUAAUAUUGUUUUUUGCAAGAAACCUAUGGAUAAUAAAGCAUAUUGUUUAUCUGUUAUUGGGUCUCAUCAGCUUGGGGUUACAAUCAAAUAUAACAAUUACAUAAUAAGAAAAGAGUAAAAGAAUUCCCCACCAACUCUUGUUUUAUCAUAGUUUGAAAGAAUUAGGCACGUUUUUAAGCUUCUACGUAAUUAAAUGGUUUUGUUCGAACACAAAGAGAGCGUGACGAAGAAGGAAACAGCCGUAAUAUUAAAUUUGUGUCAUCAAAUACAUCGACAUCUCGAAAUAUCAAACUAACAAAAAGUUUCUUUACCCUAUCUAAUUUAAAGGUCAUCACAGCUGAGAUGUUCAACAAAAUUUGUACAGUUAUUUUCCAUGUGCAUUUUCAUGGGAAAUAUAACAACUAAACGUAGUGAUCCAAGAACAAAUUCUGUGGACAGUGUUUACAAACAAAAAGAGGAUCAUUUCAAACAAAUAAACGCGCAUUUCAAUAACAGUUCGAGUGGUAGAUCUUUCGCGAGUAUCAGCAGCCAUCAAUCCACGUACAGUUUUUCAAGACCUUGGUCCAGAGUCUCCAGAAGAAGGUGGAAAGAAUCAACUUUAACUCUUCCCUACGAAUCUAGUAAAACUGCUUGGCCUGUAUCCCAAUUAGAGUCCUGUUUCUUACCCGAAUUUCCCGUAUCUACUUCUUACAACGAAAAGAGGUUUGAUGUUAUAGAAGAAAUAAACAAAGGAUCAUUUGGAAAGGUUUACAAAGCACAAGAUUUGGAAUCAGGACGAAUAUUUGCUUUAAAGGUCCUCUCUAAGUCUAAGAUAAUUGAAGAAAAUUCUGUGCAACAAGUUAAAGACGAGGUGCAGAUCCAAAAGAUUUGUGGACAUCAUCCGUUCAUUGUGAAUUGUCCUUUCAAUUGGCAGAAUAGAAAAAGAUUGUUUAUAGUUACAGAGUACGUGGAAGGUGGUGAAUUAUUCAGUUUACUCAAAACUUAUUUAAUAUUGCCACUUGAAUUAGUUCGAUUGUACAUUGCUCAGUUAGCUUUAGCAUUAGAUUUUUUACACAACGCCGGAAUCGUCUACAGAGAUUUGAAGCCGGAAAAUAUACUCUUAGAUGAAUCCGGCAACGCCCAGCUGAUUGAUUUCGGCCUGUCCAAGUGGCUGUCGUACGGUACCAAAACAAAAACCAUCUGCGGCACUUUACGUUUCAUGGCUCCUGAAAUUAUGGCUGCCGAGCCAUACGGACACGCGGUCGAUUGGUGGAGUCUUGGCGUUUUGGCAUGUUUAAUGCUAACAAAUAAGUAUCCUAUAGCUGCGGUAGAUCCAGAUCCCAAUCCGCAGGAAAAGAAACCUGGAAGUUUACCCGAAGACGUCGAUUUGGACGUACAGUGUAAAGACUUACUAAUGAGAUUGCUUGAAUUACAACCUCAUAAAAGAUUACGUUCUGUAAGGACGUUAGAAACUAUUCCUUUUUAUAAAGGAUAUGAUUUUCGUAUUAUUAAAGAGAAAGCGUUAAAACCUAAUGAAAUUCUUCGAAAAUAUUUUCCUAACGGCCCACCGAAUUGUUCAAUUAACGAAGAUAUAUUUGAAGAUUUUGAUGAAAUUCAUGUUUAAUUGAUAACUUGGAAAAGGAUCUCGAAAAAAUAUGGUUAAAAUUCAGUAUUUCUCAAUUUUAUAAUGAUCAUAUUUUUCUCUAAUUAAUUUAUAAUAUAUUAUAAAUAGACAAAAAUACAGUAUUCUUUUCUUAA
This is a messenger RNA of Diorhabda carinulata, 1828 nucleotides long. RefSeq names its product serine/threonine-protein kinase S6KL-like. The coding region runs from base 465 to 1694 and encodes 409 amino acids. Gene Ontology annotation, biological process: protein phosphorylation. The record is from RefSeq and is a predicted model, not a curated record. NCBI's taxonomy places the organism in Eukaryota, Metazoa, Arthropoda, Insecta, Coleoptera, Chrysomelidae. The transcript is spliced from 10 exons. Gene Ontology annotation, molecular function: ATP binding; protein serine/threonine kinase activity.